AUGAUCGAUUUUUCAAAAAAAUUCAGACGGAGGAGGCAAAAGAGUCAGGUACGGAGCUCAAGGGAAGGGCCUCAUCUUGGAAUAGGUUGCGAGGUGCUGGAUAAGACUGAUGAUGCUCAUUCUGCUAGAAGUGAGAAGAGCCGAAUACCACCUGGAAAGCAUUAUGAAAGAAAUGGGGGUGCUGAGUCUGGUCAAAGAGUUCCUCCUGGCACGAGUCCUGUAGAUGUGCAAUCAUGCGGUGAUCCAGAUUAUGUGCAGUCGAUAGCUGGAAGUACAAUGUUGCAGUUUGCAAAAACGAGGAAACUAUCUAUAGAACGGUCGGACUUGAGGAAGUAUGUUUGACGCUGCUGUAGUUCUCUGGGAAAUUGGGCUCAAAGUUGGCUACUUGC
This is a messenger RNA of Camelina sativa (false flax), 389 nucleotides long. Lineage: Eukaryota; Viridiplantae; Streptophyta; Magnoliopsida; Brassicales; Brassicaceae. The record is from RefSeq and is a predicted model, not a curated record.